This is a messenger RNA of Trichophyton benhamiae CBS 112371, 1098 nucleotides long. RefSeq lists its product as uncharacterized. The coding region runs from base 1 to 1098 and encodes 365 amino acids. Gene Ontology annotation, cellular component: endoplasmic reticulum; plasma membrane; Golgi apparatus. NCBI's taxonomy places the organism in Eukaryota, Fungi, Ascomycota, Eurotiomycetes, Onygenales, Arthrodermataceae. The record is from RefSeq and is a predicted model, not a curated record. The transcript has 3 exons.
AUGGGCAUCAUAUUCGCGCCGAUAGGAGGAUUGUUGAUAUAUGCUAGUUCGCAGGUCGAAGAGUUAAUAUUCGAUUACUCCAAUUGCAAAGACGCGCCUGUUGGCAAGGACAACGCCAAAGAUGCCAGGGCCAACGUUCGAGCCUCGUUCAAAACACAGUCGAAGGGUGAUACCCCUUAUCAGUGGUAUAAGAAUGACGAUGUCGACGUCACACUUGACAAUGGCGUGCACAUCAAUACAACCGUCUGCUCCCUCAUUUUCGACAUACCGAAUGACAUCGGCGCGCCAGUAUACCUCUACUACCGCCUUACCAACUUCUACCAAAACCACCGUCGAUACGUCAAAUCUCUGGAUCUAGACCAGUUGAAAGGUGUUGCCGUACCAAACGCCACUAUUGGAACCAGCACUUGUGACCCUCUAAGGCUUGACCCCAAGGGCAAGGCAUACUAUCCAUGCGGCUUGAUUGCGAACUCCGUGUUUAAUGAUACGAUAUUGGAACCCAGACGUAUUGGUGGUGGUAAUGAUGGAAACCAGACCUACCCAAUGACUAACAAGGGCAUCUCCUGGUCGUCCGAUAAGGACCUUUACAAGCCCACGAAAUAUUCCUACGACCAAGUCUCGCCGCCCCCGAACUGGAUAAAGAGAUAUCCAGACGGAUACACGGAGAAGAACCCGCCACCAAACGUUCAGGAGUGGGAAGAAUUGCAGGUUUGGAUGCGUACCGCCGGUCUGCCAACAUUCAGCAAAUUAGCAAGACGAAAUGACGGUGACCGAAUGCUUGCCGGAUCCUAUCAGAUUGAUAUCCAGGACAACUUCAAGGUCGAUAUCUUCGGUGGCACCAAAUCUAUCGUCCUCACUACACGAAGCGUGAUGGGUGGCAAGAACCCAUUCCUGGGAAUUGCAUACGUCGUUGUUGGUGGAAUCUGCAUUGUCCUCGGAACAAUCUUCACCUUUGUCCAUUUGGUAAAACCAAGGUAUGUCAACACGCCCUCAUUCUUAUCCCCUAUUUAUUCCAGUACGUGGCUAACGAGCUUCAAAGAAAACUCGGUGAUCAUCGCUAUCUCACUUGGAACAGCGAGCAUGACGGUACAGGUGUAG